Suillus clintonianus is the source of this 2081-nucleotide messenger RNA. RefSeq lists its product as uncharacterized. The record is from RefSeq and is a predicted model, not a curated record. The transcript has 12 exons. Gene Ontology annotation, biological process: intracellular calcium ion homeostasis; calcium ion transmembrane transport. Gene Ontology annotation, molecular function: calcium:proton antiporter activity. The coding region runs from base 416 to 1909 and encodes 497 amino acids. Gene Ontology annotation, cellular component: fungal-type vacuole membrane. Lineage: Eukaryota; Fungi; Basidiomycota; Agaricomycetes; Boletales; Suillaceae.
CCGCCCUGGGAGGUUAGUGACCACAUCAUGGGUAACUUCUUGGCUUCACACUGUUCACAGCUCAGCAACCCACGCCGCACGCCUGCAGGCUCCGAGUCCGGACAGGAGGCUUUGUCGUGGCAGGGCCCUCAGGCCUUAGGGCUCGCAUAGUGAGCGUAUCACGAUAUGUGUUUAAUCGUAACUGUCAUGGCUCGCCACUUUGCACACCGGUGUAUGGGAUACACCGUGACAUGGACAGGGGACAUGUAAACUUGGACGACCGGUUCCCAUCGCGCCAAGCCCGUCUUCUCCGGUAAUAGUGUUUCGCGAGCCCAGCGUCUACAUGACGCAUGGGGUCUUUAUAACGAGGUACAAGGAAUAUUACGCCCAAAUUAAAUUCCUUCCCCCCAUCAAAACGUCCUUUCUAGUGUAGUCCAUGGCAGAGCGUAGGGUUGCCCAUACUCGAGCAAGCUCCAGCAUCACAGGCAGUCCAAUCAUCCAUCAGGAAUGUACUGGGCACCACUCACCGAUUCCAGUCUCAUCCACAGACUUCGGUUCAGUUGAUCCUGAUAUCGAGACAGGCCCCAAUGGCAAACCUCGGCUCAAAACCACCUGGCACCGCUUCCUUGGACGGGGGAGGAAGAAGGUCGGCGUCAUAAAGAGCAUCAAAAACAUAUAUGGAUGUUCAUGGAUCAAUCUACUACUCCUGCUGACGCCGGUAGCAUGGUGGGCACAUUUCGAUGGACGUCUGAGUUACACCGUUGUCUUUGCACUGUGUUUCUUGUCAAUUAUCCCGCACGAGUGCUUGUUCGACUACUGCGGUGAACAGAUGGCUCUGUAUUGUGGCAAGGAUUUUGGUGACUUGAUCACGAUCACUUUGAACAAUGCGGUUGAGGCGACCCUCGCUAUCAUGUUGCUGCUCAAGUGCGAGCUCAAGCUGCUGCAAUCGACCAUUACUGGUGUGGUCCUAUUGCACCUCCUCCUUGUUCCUGGUGCCGCUUUUCUGACAGGCGGUGCUCGAAUUUGGGAACAGGACCUGCAUCCUAUGCACACACAACUCAACCAUACCUUGCUUACUGUUGGGGUGUUGGCCUUGUUAUUGCCUGCUUCAUUCUAUGCAGCUAUAAGUGGUAGUACCUCUACGCCGGUAUUGUCUGACGGCGAUCUCCCGGUCCUUGGUACCACCACUCAAACCGAUUUUUUGCGCAUGAGCAGAGGGCUUGCGGUGAUGCUCCUUCUUAUAUACAUAUGUUCGCGCAUUUUCUAUCACAAUCCUCCUGGUGCUGGAAACACUUCGAUGAACCAUGCUUUGACACCCGACGAGCUCAAGAAACUCGAGGAAGAACUAGAGCGCAAGGAGCCCGAGGUUAGUCAAUGGGUUUGCAUCUUCUUCCUAAUCAUCAACAUUGCGGUCGUGGCUGUGACCUCGGAGUGGUUGGUGGACAGCAUCGAGCCUGUGAGGCAUAUAUCCGGCAUCACGACGGAGUUUUUUGGCUUGGUCGUCUUGCCCUGCGUUGCCUUCUCGGCAGAUGGUGCUGUUGCAGCAGGCUACUUUUUACAGAAGGCCCUUCGCCGGGUAUGGUCCAAGACCAAUGAUCCCGACCCACCCAAUACUCUGGCCAAAGCUGAAGCCAUUGACUUGAGCAUUCAGUUCGUCUUGCUCUGGAUGCCGUUCCUAACUCUGCUUGGCUGGUGGACCGGAAAGCCUUUCAACUUGCUAUUUGAUUUCUUUGAAGUCGCACUACUUCUAGGGGCCUGCUUCCUUGUCAAUUUCGUGACUGCCGACAGUAAAACAAACUGGGCGGAGGGAUUCAUUUUGUUGACAUUUUAUGCCAUGAUGGUGCUUUGUACUUGGUACUACACGGGAGAAUCUGAUGUGAGCAGUUUAGUGCUUUGUCCGGGACAGUCUGCCACUGUGGAGGGUGGAUGAAAUCUGCGUUUCAAACCCACAUGCGCAUUCUUCACCCAUUACCAUAUCCCAAAUCACGCCCCAUAUACCAUGGUGUCAUGUCCUUCUUUUCAAAUUGUAGUGUACGAUCUGUUACCCAAGUCUAAAAUGGCUGCUGUUGUCACAAUAUGCAUAAUUUUUCCGUAAACGAUCA